Molecule: messenger RNA, 1754 nt
Organism: Solanum stenotomum
Lineage: Eukaryota; Viridiplantae; Streptophyta; Magnoliopsida; Solanales; Solanaceae
Exons: 11
Coding region: 57-1262 (401 amino acids)
Molecular function (GO): protein binding
Source: RefSeq, a predicted model, not a curated record
CAUAUAAUCACUCUUUGUUUUUCUAGACUAGUCAUUGUGAGGGUUUACAGAAAAAAAUGCAAGGGGUUUUGAAGGCUCACCAACUUGCUAGGGUUUUGAGACGCUCGUCCUCUCCGAUUUUGCUCUACUCAGUGUCGCGUGUUUUAUCUCCUUGUAUCCUUGAAGAUAUUCAAUCUUCUUCUCAAUGGCGUGGUUACUUUAACUCUGGUACGAUUUAUGGAAAUUAUAUGAAAAAAGAAUGCAAUCUUCAGAGAAAUGUAUGUCGGUGUCAGAAAUGCUCUGUGAUGCUCAGGGCUUCGUUUUCUACGGAAGCAGGGACAGCUGAAAGUAGUAUCACAGAGUCUGUGAAGGAAUUGUAUGACAAGAUACUGAAGUCUGUCGUGGAUCAAAGAAGUGCUCCGCCCAAUGCCUGGUUGUGGUCCCUAAUACAAAGUUGUGCGAACCGUGAAGAUGCUAAUCUUUUAUUUGACAUAUUGCAGAGACUUCGGAUAUUUAGACUUUCUAAUCUCCGUAUCCAUGAAAACUUCAACUGUGCUCUCUGCCAGGAAAUUACUAAGGCAUGUGUACGUGUUGGUGCUGUUGAUUUGGGUAAGAAGGUGUUGUGGAAGCAUAGUGUAUAUGGACUGACUCCUAACAUUGGAUCUGCGCACCAUUUACUGUUAUUUGCUAAACAGCAUAAUGAUGUUAAACUCUUGGUAGAAAUUAUGAAUCUGGUGAAGAAAAAUGACUUGAUCCUGCAGCCUGGAACUGCAGAUAUAGUCUUCAGCAUUUGCUCCCAAACUGAUAAUUGGGAUUUGAUAUGCAAGUAUGGUAAAAGGUUUGUCAAGGCAGGAGUGAAGCUACGGAAGACUUCCUUCGACACUUGGAUGGAGUUUGCCUCAAAAAUAGGAGAUGUGGAUGCUUUGUGGAAAAUUGAGAAGAUACGAUCAGAAAUCGUGAAGGAACAUACUCUUGGAAGUGGACUUUCAUGUGCUAAGGGUUUCCUAAUUGACCACAAACCUGAAGAUGCUGCUGCCGUCAUUCAUUUACUCAAUCAGACUGUACCUGAUUCGAGAAGGCAAAAAUUCAUGGCUGAACUUCAAAAGCUAGUUGCGGACUGGCCUUUGGAGGUGAUAAAGCGACAAAAGGAUGAGAGGAGGAAGGAGUUGGCUGCAACACUACAACAUGAUAUUCCUGCCAUGCUCAGUGCCUUGUCAAAUAUGGGCUUGAAGUUGGAUGUAAAUGUGGAAGAUCUGACAAGAAGAGAAGGCAUUUUAUCUUGAUUUUGGUGAAUAAACAUCAAACAUCAUAUUAUCCAUUUACUGCAUAUUUUUGAGAAGCAGCCAUCUCUGUUUACUGCCUUCAUGAGCAUCUGCACAUGUUUCAGUCUUCGCAGGUGCGACACAAGCCUUAGUGGCUUGAAGGUAGCCUCAGAAUACUGCCAUUACUAGUUAGCUUGAGUGAGGAUUCUUCUGAAUCCGAAACAUUGAAUUACUAUUCUCAUUAGUUGACGUUGGUAGUUUCAUUCUGAAUCGUGUUUGGAUUGGGGGGUGCGGGUGAUUCAGUUGGUUCAAAUUCCUUUUUUCCCAUUUUUGGUCCUCUUUGAUAUAGAUGGAUCUGACUGCAGAUAGAGAUGGUAACCCUGAAGCAGUCGGAAGAUAUGUUUGAAAUCUCAGAUAUCUUUAUCUUUACACAGUUCAGGAGCUACUUUGCUUUGGAAAACACGAGUACCCCUGCAAUAAAAUAGAAGCAGCGCUGUGGUAUGUUUGUUUUUA